AAGUUGCCUCUUGCGGCACAGUAGUAGAUUUCCUACCUAAUUUCACGCGGUGCUGGAAUGGUUUAUCUCACUAUAACAACUGCCAAACCCUAACCCUAUCAACAACAUUGCUUUCAAGUUGGUGCCGGGAAAGAAAGGGGUUUUCUUUAACAGCGCUGAGACAUUUGUUCGGGCUUGCCACGAAAUUCUCCCCAGAACGUGGACAGCGAAUUGCGUUUGCUGUGGAAAUCUUUCUCAACUUUGAUCCAGUUUGGAACGAUGCGGACCGGAUAUUAACUGAUUCAUUUGGCCAAAACCUCAAAGCAAUCAUUGCUGCUGUGUUUUCAGUGCGGGCAUCCCAGCCAACAAACACCGGUUUGAAUUGAAAACAACCGGGGAGCUUCAGCCUGAACGAAAUAGGAGCAAGAGAUAACAAGGCGUGGAGCUGGAUGAACACAAGAGGCCAAGCAGCAUCUUAGGAGCGGGAACUUUUUUGCCAUUCGCUAUCCCGUUCGCGGUUGCUUCCUGAUGUAGGAAUGAUUUUUUUUGUUGGUAAAUGUAUUGUAGCUUCCAGUGUUGGUGGGAACACUUCAUUGUGGUCUUUAAGUCUCAUGUCAGAACAGGACACGGUGCUGAGGGGGUAAUAGGGUGAUGAUUGGGUGUGUGUGUGUGUGUGUCUGAGAGAGAGAGAGGGAAGGGGCCGCACCGCUGCUUAUUUUGACGCCCAUGUGAUCCCGAGGCAGUCCGAUCGAUUGGAGAAGAGAGAAAGCGCGGAGGGGAAGGAAGCUCAGACACCGCGGGGGUCGGAGUCCACUCCUUUCCUCCGGACGCCUGUCAGAGCGGGGACGGCAGCGCAACCUCCCUCCCUGCAGGGAAACUGGAAACCAGACUUAGGCCGGCGAACGGUGAAGCGAUAACUCGGCCGGAGGUGCCCGCAGCGAGCGGCGGGGACCGGUGACCGCUGUUCCCAAGCCCCAGAGAAGCCCGGCUGCAGCUUUCAAUGCAGCGCUCUGUUGGAGCCGAGGCAUCGUGAUGGAGAGAGAUGCCUUCCUUCUUGUUCAGCUCCUGACCCUCGCUGUUUGGGGGAAUAGUUUGCUGACAUCUAGUCUGUCAGCAAACAACAAUACAAAUCUACACAAUCAGUCAGAACCAAACCAGACAGAGUGGGAACCAAAUCAAACCUGUAACGAGACUCUUAUGCUGGAAAUAGUGCACUUGUGUGGGUACCAUUUUGCAAACCAACUAAAUACAAUGAAUUCCAGUGACUGGUGCAACUUCACACUCAUUGCUGGCUAUUACAGUACAUUCUCAUAUUGCGCAGAAAACGUCGUAGAAGGAAUUUCCUGCUUCUGGCCAAAUCCACAAGUGGAAAACUAUGUUAUUGAUAUCCAUAAACAUUUCUUUUCAAACUGUACUUUGGAGAUGCUAAUGUUCCAGGACCCUCCUGACAAGAUACUCAUUGCCCUCAUCACAGUGCCUAUUUUACUGACCAUAAUAAUGAUAGCAAUCGUAGUAUGGUGUAGUAAAAGGAACGAUGUACUGAUGUAGAUUUAAAAAUGCAUAUUGAACAAGAUGACAAAGCUACUACUUUACAAUUACGCUACCUUAAUGUGAUUGAAUCUAUUCCACUGAUAAUGUUUAGAUUGUUGCUCAUCAUCUUCAGUUGGAAGAGGAUAACCAGUGAUUCUCUCAGAACACACAGCUGCAGCAGAGAUAGGUUAAAGUUAUGGACUGUCUUAGGUAAAAAACAGUGUCUGAUUUGUUCAAUAACAAAAACGUCAAUCCUAUAGACUCAACUGGACAUAACUAAAUUGUGUUACAGACUCAAAUGGCUCAAAAACUUAACAUAGUUUUAUCAAACUCACACUUUUCUGGAUGACUAGUUAUAUUCAUGGGCCAACAUUGGAAAUUGUACUGUUAACUGCCCAAAUGUACAGUAAGUUAUAAAGCCAGCUAUGUAAAAGUGAGAUGAAACAUAAUUGAAGACAAUCAAAUGAAGAAGAUAUCAGCACUUACUGAAAAUAAACUUGCCUAAUUCCACUUUAAGAGAUUUCUCAGAGUUGGAGGGUGUGGAGCAAACUCCAGGAAGGAUGUUGAAAGUGCUUCCCAGAGAAGGAGAAGAAUGAAAGGAAAUGGUUGACUGUGCUUUGAUCAGGAGUGGUCGGGGCUUCUGCAACAGCUCCUCAUUUCCUAAGCUCUCUAAUAUGACAUAAGACUGAAUAUGCUGCUCAUCUCCUUCCACUUUAUUUUGGACAGAGGAAAAAUUUCAAAGAUUGUGAUGCGACAAACAUUUUUCCAUUAAGAUCUUAGUGUUUAACAGACAUAGCAAAAUAAACAAUUAUAACUAUAAAAUGAACAAUGGUCAGAAUACAAUAGUCUUACUGCAAUUUGUGAUUGGUAUAAUGUGUUGUAGAAGUGAAUGUUGCUUUAUUGUGUUCUGUUGUCUGUCUGAAAUGACAUUUACCUGCUGUGUAUAAAACAAAUGACCUUUCACACAACGUUAAAGCUAAAAGACACCUUCUGGCAAAUUCCUGACACCAAGACUGCAUUUGACUGCACAGCAUCCCAUUUAACAUGUUCAGUAAUUUUCAAGGCAGCUCGUAGAGCUUGUUUAGAUACUCUUUGCACUGCUAAGCAUGGGCUAGUGAUCCUGGCAAUGUCAUCUAGAUUAUGUUGCCAGCGCAUUCUGUCACUGAAUUGACUGGUCUGUUGGGUGAGAGACAUUGCUCCUCAAUCUUUGUGACUGAAUAUGCACAUUAAUAUAAAAAAUGCUUGGCUUCUGUCUGGCCUUCAAGGACAUUUUCAGGUGGUUUUAGAAACAGCAUUGGUCAGGAAGUGGUUACCUAAUUUAAGUGAGUCUGGAAAACAUUUACACCACUACAGGAUAGGAUUUUGUACAAUCCAACCCACCCAACUUUCAUUAUGGUGAGAAGUUGGAUGGGACAUACUAACCUUGGGAUCUGCUCAGCCUUGAAGCAGGAAUACUUCAAUGUACUGAGUCCCUGCCCCUGUUAGACCCAGGUCACACCCCUGCCACACCAUGGUUCCACUUGCCAGAAAGACUAGAGGAAAUAUCAGGGAAAGUUUAGAACCCAGAGUGCAUAGGAUUGAUCUAAUUUUCAGCUAUCUUGCCAUAUUACACUUUCAAGCAGGGUUACAUUGAAAUUAUACAGAAGAGCUGAGGAUUUUGUUGUCAUUACAUUGAGUGUCAAAGUUGAGGAUAUGUCUAGUGAGUGAGAGAAUUUAUUGCAUUUUACAACGCUUCAAGCUCCAAUUGAUAGAUAUGGUUUUGUUCUAAUUUUUAAACAGCCUAAGGCAUAAAUGUUUUCAGUUAUGGUAAAAAGUUGUAUUUACUUCGAAAUGUGGACAUAAAUUAAUUAUAUUUCAUUUGAAUUCCCCACUGAUCUGACUUGGGUGAGGCCAAGUCAGAGGUUUUUGUGCUUUUUCUCUGAGACUCAGGUUCCCAAAGGCACCCAUCUUCAAAAUAAUUGUAUGUAGAGAAAUGACCAAUAAAGUAUACUUAAUAAUAAUAUAGCGAUAGUAGGGUAUUUAAUUCAAAAUGAUUUUAUUUAAACUUUCUUUGGUCCAUGUUGAAAUAGGAGCCCCUAAGUAUUUGUAACAAAUUAGUUUAUUUACAAUUUUAGAAAAUGCAGCAAUUCAAAAAGCACAAUUGCUAUACAGAAUGACAUGUUUGUCGUUGUUAGUUUUCUGUAUCAAAUUCUUCCAGUUUCAAUGAACAACACGUCUGAAGUGGGACAACCAUUGUAACCAUUCAUUCUGAUUCAAAUAACAGUAAAAUAUUUGACCUGCUUCAAAGUUACCUAAUUUCAUUCUGACAAUGACCAGUUUUGUAACACAAAUUUAAUUCACAGUAAUUGGAGAAGGAAGAAUGAGGCUCUUAAGUGUCCUUGAAGCCUUUAUUUAUUUAUUUGCCAUUCUUUAUUCAGUGUCCUCUAGCCCAUUUCUAUUAAAAGUCAUAUCAUCUAUUUCUAGAUCUCUAUCGAUGUUAGAGGCAGCAUGCCUGAGAAUAUUCUUUACAUUUUUGUCUGGAAAUGUUUAGUUUCUGCUUGGUAAUUGUUGAUGAUCUGAGAGAUUGGGAAUCUUCUGAUUCAUAGUUCCCAAAUACGAACAACACCUGCUACUUAACAAUGACAGUUACAAUUUUUUUUAAGUAUUGCUGCACUCUGACCCCUGUGUCUUGUAAAGUAGAAAAUGCAAUUUACUUAAACCCUGCCAUAAUCCUAAAGAUGGAAGCAAGAUAAAAUCCAGUGUAAUCUUGAUGGAUUAUCUGGAACUGAUAUGAAACCAAAUCAAAAGAAAGAAGAGAUCUGCUUUGAGGUGGGAUGUUGGGGUCACACAAUACAGAAACUGUGGACAUAGUCUUGAGCAAAACUUCCAUGAAACCAUUGUAAUCAGACAUUGAUCAAAUAAUCAGUUAAGCACUAGUGUCUGCUGCCCUUCUAUGUUUUGAACAAUUUAAAUAAAUGAAGCUGGGCAUUAUGCAUAUGUCCACGUGAAGUUGACUGUUAGACUGCUGGGCUAUUCAGUUUGCGUUCCAACAAACUCUGUGUUGCACUUAGUCACAUAGCUCAAUCUAUUAGUAUCAAACCUUUACUGAUAUAUUUUUCAUUUGAAGGUAGUGAAAUUUUUUGCAGUGUGGUCCCACAGGUGUCAUCAGCUCUCCAGUAUAUUGUUCAAGUGGUCUUUUGACAUAUCCAAACGGAAAUAGCAUCAGCAGACAAGUUGAUCAAUGGAUGUACCACAGCUAACUUCUCCUUACCUGAUGAUUAUUCAGAUGUAUUUUUCAAAAGUAACUAGUGAAUGGCCACAGUGGCAAGCCCUCUGCCAGUUGGACCAAUGAUAUUUCUAACAUUUGAAGCCAGUUAACUCCACUCAGGCUCAGAUUCAAAUUUGGCAUCUUGACGCUUUUUGAUGCACCAUAUGAUACAUUUACCCAUCAAACCACUGGAAGAAGGCCCACCAACCUCAAUCAAUAUUAGGGAAUGGAAUUAAUAGAACAAAGAACUUCAGAUGCUGGAGAUCUGAAACCAAAACAGAAAUUGCUGGAGAAAUUCAGUUGGUCUGGGCAGCAUCUGUGGGAAGAAAGCAGAGUGACAUGGUGUCCCAACGGUUAGCACUGCUGCCUCACAGCACCAGGAACUCUGGUUUGAUUCUACCUUUGGGUGACUGUCUGUGUGGAGUUUGCAUGUUUGCUCCAUGUCUCUGUGGGUUUCCUCCGGGUGCCCAGGUUUCCUCCCACAGUCCAAUGACUUUGCAGGUUAUGUGGAUUGGCCAUGCUAAAUUGCUCAUAGUGUUGAGGGAUGCAACGAUUAGGUAGAUUAUAGGGAGAUGGGUUUGGGUGGGAUAAUCUGAGGGUCAGUGUGGACUUGUUGGGCCAGAGGGCUUGUUUCCACACUGUAGGGUUUCGAAAUAUAAACUGAUGACUCUUCAUCAGGUAAAAUGUUAACUCUGCUUUCUUCCCACAGAUCUGCUGAAUUUCUCCAGCAAUUUCUGUUUUUCUUGGGGAACUGACUGGUCUGUGAAUGUGGUUAUGAUUUAUCAGUUCUGACUUGUAAAGCCAGAGAUUGCUGAUGACUCUUUCUUAGUUUUCCUUUUGAAUCUACCUCUGUUCACCUAAAUAAAACACAGGAGUAUUACCGUGCUUGACUUUGCAGUGCUUGAAAAUGCCUGUUUUGUUUUUAAUUAACAGCGCAUUAUUUUAAAGCUAGGUUCUUGAUAUUACAUCCAGUGCAUAUAAACUGCCUGUAGUUAGUUAAGUAUGUUAUGCUCCAGUACACAUUAUUCCUGUGGGUGGUUAAGUCUAUAUUAUGCUCCAGUGCACAUUACAUUCAAGGUUAUAACAUGUUAGAAUUUUAAAAAGGCUUGAAAGAUAUCUGUAUAUAUGGUUGUUAUUAAACAUUUAUGGUCAAAAAUGAGUCCCAAUAUUUUGAAAUUAGUAAGAAAGCUUUGAUAUGUAGGUGGGGUGCUGUGCAUCUUGAAUUUUCAAUGUUUCCAAAUACUACAUAAGCUAUAUAGUCUA
Molecule: messenger RNA, 6019 nt
Organism: Stegostoma tigrinum
Lineage: Eukaryota; Metazoa; Chordata; Chondrichthyes; Orectolobiformes; Stegostomatidae
Product: receptor activity-modifying protein 3-like
Exons: 4
Coding region: 1012-1527 (171 amino acids)
Biological process (GO): G protein-coupled receptor signaling pathway; cellular response to hormone stimulus; receptor internalization
Cellular component (GO): signaling receptor complex; cell surface; membrane
Molecular function (GO): coreceptor activity
Source: RefSeq, a predicted model, not a curated record